GAGUCAGUGCAUGGAUGUAGGGUUUGGCGCGCUCUAGAACCUCCCUCCAGCAGAUCCCUCCUCCUCCUCUAAACCCUAAACCCUGUUCCGCCAUAGCCAAAUCCCCCCUCCCCCCUUCCCCCCUAACUGGCUGAUUGAUUGCCAUGCACCACAAGGCAUCAUCGUCGGUCGCUCCCCUGGCGGUGCUGCUACCCCUUUCGCCUUGAUCUUGCUCCCGAUCGCGUCUGUGCUCCUGCUGCACUGGAUCUGACCGGGUUGGAUCGGUAUCUGCACAGGACCGACGCAUUAAUUUUUAUCGGCCUAACGAGUGCCGCGUUUUUAUAUUUUCCUAAUCGUGAACACUCUUUUUAAAAUGUGAGGAAAUCUCGGGGGUGGAUUGACUCGAACGCGAUCUGGUGGUCUGAGGUGUCUGAUGGCGAUUUUACCUGGAGUUGUAUGCACGUUCUUUUAUAACGAUUGUUGAGGCGUAGCAGUCUCUUGGUUUUGUUCAGAGAGAGUUUAUGUCAAAGAGAAGUCCGUCUUUCUGCUCGUUUGCAGGGGGACCACGCAUCAGGCACAUCUCUUUCCCUCGAAUUUCACUCUCAGUGGAGAUAGGAUGACAAAUGGAGUCGGGCCCGUUGAUGGAGGGCAAGUUUGGCUCGUCAACUGCCUGAAUGCUACACUCGAUGCGAAUCCGCAAGUUCGUACCGCAGCCGAAGAGGCUUUGAAGCAGGCCUCUGUUCAUCCAGGUUACGGAGUCGCUUUGACAAAGGCCAUUAUAAACACGGAGCUGCAUUUUGGUCUUCGACAACUAGCGGCAGUCUUGCUUAAGCAGUACGUGAAGCAGCACUGGCAGAAGGAUGAGAAAAACUUUGUGGAACCAGAAGUAUCACCUGAAGACAAGGCCGCUAUUAAAGAGCUGCUUCCUGCAGCAUUGGAAGAUCCACAUGGCAAGAUCCGGACUGCGGUCGGUAUGGCUAUUGCAUCUAUUGCAAACUGGGAUUGGCCUGAGGAAUGGCCUGGAUUGAUGGGUUAUCUCCUCAGUCUGAUCAAUGAUAGAACGGAUAUUAAUAAAGUGCAUGGAGCUUUGCGAUGCUUAGCGCUGUUUGCUGGAGACCUAGACGAUGUCCAGUUGCCACCCCUAGUGCCCGUCCUUUUCCCAGCUCUAUUCGCAAUCGUUACUUCCAAGGAUGCUUAUGAUAGUUCGUUACGUCGCCGAGCUCUUAUCAUCUUGCAUAGUUGUAUAUCAACGCUUGGAGUUAUGAGUGGUGUUUAUCAACAACAAACGAAGGAGUUGAUGUCGCCUAUGUUGAAAUCAUGGAUGGAACAAUUCGCGCUUAUUUUGACCUCUCCCGUUCCAUCUGAAGAUGCCGAUGACUGGGGCCUUCGAAUGGAGACUUUUAAAGUUUUGAUGAGAAUAGUUGAGAAUUUCCCGAAAUUGGCUGCAGCAGAAUUUCCAGAGAUUCUUGCUCCGUUAUGGCAGACCUUUGUUUCGGGCUUGAAAGUUUACGAACAAGCCUGUGUUAAAGGAGUUGAGGAAUCUUUUUCGGGCAUGGCAGACUCAGAUGGCACCGAUCAAAGUCUCGAAUCUUUUGCUAUUCAGCUCUUUGAGUUUUUGCUGACAGCCGUCUCUAGUCCUCGUUUCAGUAAGAUAGUGCGGAAGUCCGUUGGUGAAUUGGUCUACUACACAGUGGGUUAUAUGCAGAUGACUGAAGAACAGGUUCAAACCUGGUCGUCUGAUCCAAAUCAAUAUGUUGCUGAUGAAGACGAUGUCACUUACAGUUGUCGUGUAUCAGGCAUUUUGCUUCUAGAAGAGCUGGUUACAGUCUUUGAGAUGGAUGGUCUUCGCCUUAUAGUUGAGGCCGUGCAACAACGACUGAUUGAGGCGAGCCAAGCUAAAGCACUGGGUCGCACCGACUGGUGGAAGCUUCGAGAGGCUGCUAUUCUGGCUAUUGGCACCGUAGCCAAUUCGCUACAUGAAAUGGCUAACACAGUGCACGAAGCAAAGGCUGUUUCACUCUCAUUUAAUUUCGAGCCAUUCCUCGAUAGCAUUUUAGCUGAGGACCUUGGAGCCGCAGGUGUUCAAGAGUGUCCUUUUCUCCAUGGUAGGGCAUUGUGGGCUGCUGCAAAGUUCUCUACUGCGAUAGAUAAACCCAGAUCAGAGAAGUUCUUCUAUGCAGCCAUUAAUGGUUUAGGCGAUGGAAUGCCUGCACCUAUCAAAGUGGGCGCUUGUCGGGCACUUGCUCAGUUGUUCGAGCAUGUGAAUGUUUCAAGUUUGAGGACACAUCUUGGGCCAGUGUAUGCUGCCCUCGCCAAAUUACUUCAGGAGGCAUCUGAUGAGACGUUGCACCUUGUGUUAGAGACAUUGCAGGCUGCAAUUAAAGCAGAUGAUCAAGCGGCUGCUGCCGCCGAGCCUGUGAUAUCCCCCCUCUUGCUUAAUACUUGGGCUAACAAUGUGUCUGAUCCUUUCAUCAGCUGUGAUGCUUUUGACACUCUGGAGACUCUGAAAAAGGUUCCGGGAUGCGCUCAGCCACUUGCACUGCGUGCCUUACCUGUGUUGGCAUCUAUUUUAGCCAGGCCUCAGCAUCAGCCGCAGCAACAGCCACAGGACCUUGUGAAUGGAGCCCUUGACCUUCUAGCCAUGCUUCUCAAGAAAGCUCCUUUGGAAGUUGUGAAAGCAGCACAUGACGCAUCUUUCAAAUCUGUGAUUUCUAUUGUUCUUCAAAGCGAUGACACAAGUGAGCUACAGAACGGAACUGAGUGUCUGGCAGCCUUCGUUAGAGAAGGGGGUGAGGCUUUACUAGGAUGGGGUGGGGACGCAGACCAAACCAUGCGUAUGCUUUUAGAUUCAGUGGCAAGGUUGUUGAAUCCAGAACAAGACAGCUCGUCUGCUUUGUUUGUUGGGAACCUUGUAACAACGCUCAUUACGCAACUUUCAGUGCGCACGGCUCCACACAUUCGGGACCUGAUUGCCGCUCUUGUCAUUCGCAUGCAGUCUACCAGUGUUGCUGUGCUCAAGUCAAAACUACUAAUUGUGUUUGCAAGAUUGGUGCAUAUGGCAUCUCCAAAUGUUGGGCAGCUUAUUGACCUUUUGGCAACUAUUCCUGCCAAAGAGCAUGAGAAUGCACUCGCUUAUGUAAUGUCAGAGUGGGUGAUGCAUCAAGUUGAAAUACAGGGAUCUUAUCAAAUUAAAGUGAGUACCACUGCGUUGGCGUUGCUGCUGGCUUCUGGUCAUCCGCAGCUCUCACAGAUUUAUGUACAAGGACAUAUUAUCAAGUCAAAUGCAAGUGGAAUAGUGACACGCUCGCGAGCCAAGGUUUCUCCUGACCAAUGGACUCGUGUACCUCUUCAGGCGAAGCUCUUAGCCUUGUUGGCCGAUUCUUUAGUUGAGGCUCAGGAACAAGGACCAACAUCAGCACUUGAUAAUGAUGAAGAGUGGGAGGAUGCUGAUGAAGACGAGGAUGAUGAUAAAGAUGAUGAUGAGAAUGCAGCUGCUAUGGAUGUCAAGUCAGACAAAGGACCUUCAUCUGUAUUCAAAGAGCUCUCAGGAUACGAACAUCUGCUGACAGAUGAGGUUGAAGAAGGAGACUACGAAGAGGAUCCUUGUGCUGCAUCUGACCCAUUGAAUAAGAUUAAUCUUGCGGUAUAUGUGUCUGGCUUCAUCAAGCAACUCUGGGAAAGAGACGGAGCAAGUUUUCAGCAACUUUGUCAGACUCUCACAGAUUCAGAGAAGGGUGUUGUCCAAUCUGUCUUGAGCAGAUAGUGAUUGUGACGUAUUGAUACUCCAUCGUAGGCAACUGGCAUCGAUGCGAAGAUGGGUUGAUUCCCGUUGAAUUAACAAACGCUCGAUAUAGACACGAAAGGUGGCAUUAUGGGGUGUCCAUUUGUUUUGUCCAUCGUUACCUCUAUUAAUCUGGAUUAGUUUAUCACGAUUUUGGAUCUUGUGUGUUACAUUCAUUAGUAGCUGAAGAUGUUACUGUUUUCGAUAUAAUCCGUUAAAACUUGAGCAUUACUGGUCACGUUACCUGGGACGAUCAAGUGUGUUGGCUGUCUUAGUUAAAUGGCUGCUGUCAAUAUAGCAGAUUAUUGGCUUCUCCAGUUCCACUAGCAAUAUUUUCAAUUUUAGCGGUCAAUGAUUGUACCAUUUCAUAUCGGAUAGGGGCUACUUUUUGGCUACUUUUUCUAUUAUUUACUUAUUUUCCACUCUUCUGAAGCUUUGACCAUAUUUUGUGGUCGAUUACGUCCACAAUUUAGUGUUCUGUAAUUUUUGUAAGCAUGAUCGUCUACGCCUUCGAAUGUUGCAGGAGGGCUGUGAUACAGUAGCUGCUCCUCUGAUUCCUUUUUGUUGAAA
Molecule: messenger RNA, 4330 nt
Organism: Physcomitrium patens
Lineage: Eukaryota; Viridiplantae; Streptophyta; Bryopsida; Funariales; Funariaceae
Source: RefSeq, a predicted model, not a curated record